Ambispora leptoticha is the source of this 672-nucleotide messenger RNA. Lineage: Eukaryota; Fungi; Glomeromycota; Glomeromycetes; Archaeosporales; Ambisporaceae. The record is from the annotation of a GenBank genome assembly.
UUAGAUGACGAACAAAAGAAAAUGCAUGAUGCAUAUAAAAAAUGUAUGUAUUGUAAAACACAAUUACCAGAUGAGGGAAAAAAUCGAGUAAUAGAUCAUGAUCAUAUUACAGGAAAAUUUCGCGGAGCAAUGCAUAGUAGUUGUAAUCUCAAGUUACGAAUCGAUCCAGAAACAAUAAAAAUUCCAGUAUUAUUAUGUAAUGGAAGUGGCUACGAUUUUCAUCAUCUAAUGCAAGAAAUAGCAAAAGUGACAGAUAAAAAAAUAGUGCCUAUAGCAAAUAAUUCUGAGCAGUAUAUUACUUUCUCAGUUGGUCAGCUUCAAUUUAUUGAUAGUUUAAAAUUUUCGUUACCUGGUUUAGCUAAGAUGGCAGAAAAUUUACGUGACGAAAAGAAGGGCCAAACUAAAACACCAGAACAACUAGCCAAAUGUUUUCCAAUUAUGUCAAAAUUUAUCUCACCUAAUUUGUUAUCAUUGCUUACGCGUAAAGGAAUUUUUCCAUAUCAAUGGUUAAAUAGCAAAACAAAAUUUAAUGAAACACAACUACCUUCACGUAAGGAUUUUAAUAGCGAUUUAGAUGGAUAUAAUUAUUGCGAGCAUGGGUGUGAAAACAAAGAAUGUAAACAUGAGAAAAUUUAUACUAUAUCUCAAAAGGAUUAUGACUUUGCCUGGACA